Molecule: messenger RNA, 1126 nt
Organism: Orbicella faveolata
Lineage: Eukaryota; Metazoa; Cnidaria; Anthozoa; Scleractinia; Merulinidae
Molecular function (GO): metal ion binding
Source: RefSeq, a predicted model, not a curated record
AAACGUUUUUAUCUAUAUGAUUAAAUACACAGAAAAAUUUCCUCAACUCUCCCAUCCUUUAGGCCAGCUAUCCCGAUAUAAAAUUUUUCCUGAGACUACCCGACAGCGGAAUGGAUUCGUCGUUCCUCAACCCAACAAUCCAACAUGGCGGAAAAAUCAACUCGCAAGUAGCAUGUCACUUCUUGGUCUUGUUCCCGAUUAUGGAAGUGAUUCUAGCAGUUCUUCUGAAUCUGAUGACGAAGAAACUAGAGUAGAAGGAUGUUCCACAAAUUCUGGUGGCAAUAAAAAUACUGGCAAUGAGCCGAUGGAACCUCUGAUGCCUCUCCCAUUACCAACAUUGGAUCUCAAGACAGAUUCUGUUUCCAACACGAAGGAACUGAACCAACGGACAUACCAGACAUCUUCGGUCUUCUUUAACCCAUUUCUUGCUGAAGAGCAGAAGAAGUUAUCUGUUCUCGAGAAACACGUGCAACUUUCAGAGGGCAAGUCGGAGGAAGACAAACACAAGUCUAAAAAGAUUUGUUUCAAGUUUCAAAAAGGACGAUGCAGGCUGGGUGAUAGAUGUAAGUUUUCUCAUGAUCUGGUGGUUACAGGGACUCCGAGUUCUGAACCUGAAAAGCCGAGAGAGCCUAGCUUAGUGCCAAGUGUUUCUAAUUCCGGGACAAGAUACGAACCAGAUGAAGAAGAGGAGGCCUGGGAGCAGAAAAAGAAGAAACGAAAGCCAGGGGUGAAUGACUCUCUCGUUCCACCGAAGCGGGCAAUGGCUGCUUACGAGAAACAGCGCCUUAAUGACAAGCCUUGGUCACAGUCGUAGUAUUUUUAUUUUGUAGGAUAUAAUUUAUUGUGUUCUGUAGCAGAAGCAAAGACAGGAGGAGGGGAAAUUUUUGGUCCCCCUUGGCAAAAGUCCCACCCCCCUCUUUUGCAACUGGUUUUCUCCAAAGAACCCUAUUGAUACAAGAACAGGGUAUCGAUAAACUAUUUUGAGAACAGUUGGACUAAUGGCAAUGUUUUGCCCUUCAUGUAUGCACCACUUUGCGUCUAAAAGAAGUGAUAAUGUUGAUUAUGAUUGUGAUCCUUUAGGAAUUCUUUAUCAGAAUCAGUAACCUUAAGUGGUGGACAAGAUAUU